AUCCAAUCCAAUCCAAUCAGUCAGUAGGAAAACUAGGUAACGAACGCAACAGAGUUGCGUUGAAUUAUGAGGGUUCGAGUACCCCGCUGCCGCUUGUUCUCCACCAGAGUUCUGGCUAUCCUACUCCUAGCGGCAGGCCUGGGUGCCUACUGCUACUACCACAGCGCAUCUCCCAAUACAUACCGAAAACCAGAAGCACACUUUGGUGCAGAAGACAUCCUCGGCAAACUCCCGUCGCUCUCUGACCAUCUACCACCCAUACGUUACGAAAAGGAGGCAUCGGAGGCAUGCCCCGUCCUGCGAGACAGCGCAGCCGACAUCGACACCGUGGCCGUCUAUCCGUCCUUCGAAUUCCAGCCGAGCUGGAUGCGCACGAAAGAGUUCUGGGAUAGAACCUUUGAAGAACGCUACGAUAAAAUACGGAACGAUAGUCGGCGGCCCAAGCUAAAGGUUAUUGUGGUCCCACAUUCGCACAAUGAUCCCGGGUGGCUAAAGACCUUCGAAGAGUACUUCGAGUGGAAGACCAAGAAUAUCAUUAACAACAUCAUCAAGAAACUCAACCAGUAUUCUAACAUGACUUUCGUGUGGUCUGAGAUUACAUUUCUGCACGCGUGGUGGGAGAGAGCGCAUCCUGUUAAACAAAAAGCUCUGAAGAAGCUGAUAAAAGAGGGUCGUCUGGAGAUAACCACCGGGGGCUGGGUGAUGCCCGACGAAGCCUGCACACAUCUGUACGCACUGGUUGACCAGUUCAUCGAAGGGCAUCAGUGGGUGAAGAACAAUCUAGGCGUAGUUCCUAAAACCGGAUGGUCGAUCGAUCCUUUCGGCCACGGCCCCACCGUGCCCUACCUGCUGGACCAGAGCGGGCUCGAGGGCGCCGUCAUCCAGCGGAUCCAUUACGCCUGGAAGCAAUGGCUGGCGGAGAGGCAAAUAGAGGAGUUCUACUGGAUGUCAGGAUGGUCCGGUAAAAAACCCUCUCUCAUAGUUCACAACCAACCCUUCGACAUUUAUUCUAUCAAAAGUACUUGUGGGCCUCAUCCGUCCGUUUGUCUGAGCUUUGACUUUAGGAAGAUACCCGGGGAAUACUCGGAAUAUACCGCGAAACAGGAGGAAAUCACGGACGUGAAUCUUCACGUCAAGUCGAAGACCCUUUUCGAGGAAUACGAGCGGAUCGGGUCGCUGACGCCGCACAACGUGGUGCUCGUGCCGCUCGGCGACGACUUCCGCUACGAGUACGCCGUGGAGUUCGACGCGCAGUACACCAACUACAUGAAGAUGUUCAACUACAUCAAUAGCCGCAAAGACAUGUUCAACGGUGAUGUGCAAUUUGGAACACCCUUAGACUAUUUCAGAGCUCUAAAGAAACGACACAAGGCUAUACCGACGUUAAAAGGUGACUUCUUUGUCUACUCGGAUAUAUUUAGCGAGGGCAAACCCGCCUACUGGUCCGGGUAUUACACCACGAGGCCGUACCUGAAGAUCCUCGACAGGCAAUUGGAACAUCAACUAAGAUCAUCAGAAAUCCUUUUCACUCUCGUCUCCAACUAUAUCAAGCAAUCUAAAAAUGCGAAAUUAGUUUCAUCUGAGAAGAGAUUAGAAAAAUCUUACGAACAACUGAUAAACGCGAGAAGAAAUUUAGGACUUUUCCAGCACCACGACGCAAUAACGGGAACUUCUAAAGCUAACGUUAUGAACAACUACGGAACGAAGUUAUUUACAAGUUUGUAUCACUGUAUACGCCUGCAGGAAGCGGCCUUGACGGCCAUUAUGAUCCCUGAUGAGAGCUUGCACUCCCAGAGCGUGCUUCAAAGCGAAAUCGAAUGGGAGACGUACGGAAAACCUCUGAAAAAACUUGAGGUUUCACUUUUUGACAAAAAGAAAAUUAUUCUGUUUAAUCCUCUCGCGGAAUCGAGAACUGAGAUUAUCACUAUCAGAUCGAACACGACAAAUAUUAGAGUGUACGAUACACGGCAAAACGAGUAUGUUCUUUACCAGAUCUCACCAAAUAUAGAAGUCGGCGCUGACGGCCGCCGCUCCAUCAGUGACACUAGUUUCGACGUCCUGUUCGUGGCCACGCUGCCCGCGCUCACUGCUGUCACAUACAAUCUGGAAGAGCACACGAACAGAUCACAUCAUUGCACCGUUUUCUGCAAUAAUUGCGAUACCAACCAAAAGGCAGAUUCUGAUAAAAUUAACAACUUUGUAACAAAACGAAUGAUGCAAGGCGAUAUACAAUUGGAAAACGGUGUUAUGAAACUGCUGGUUGCCAGAAAUACGGGAUUCUUGCGACAAAUUUACAGAAAAGAUUUGAAUAGAAAAAAUGUGGUAGAAAUCCAAUUCGGCGCUUAUCACAGCGCACAGAGACAUUCCGGGGCAUACCUGUUCAUGCCAGAUAAUGACAACCCAGAAAAGGAUGUUCUAGGGCAGUACUCCAACGGGAACAGCGAGCAGGACGACAACAUCUUUAUCGUGUCGGGCCCAGUGUCGACUGAGAUAACUACCAUGUACUUGCCGUUCCUGGUCCACACCCUCAGGAUUUACAACGUGGACGAUCCUGCGCUCUCGCAUGGGCUGUAUGUGGAAAACGUGGUCAACUUCGAGAACCCUCCGAAAAACAGAGAAACCGAACUUUUUAUGAGAAUUCAAACUAACAUACAAAACGGAGACCCACAAGAGUUUUAUACGGAUCAAAAUGGAUUCCAGUAUCAGAAACGUGUUAAAGUUGAUAAGCUGGGAAUCGAAGCUCACUACUAUCCGAUAACUACGAUGGCGUGGUUGCAGGACGAGGAGACCAGGCUGACGCUGGUGACGAACCACGCCCAGGGCGCGUCGGCCUUCGAGCCCGGCCGCCUGGAGGUCAUGCUCGACAAGAGAACACUCUACGACGACUACCGAGGUCUGGGUGAAGGAGUCGUGGAUAAUAAAAUUACACUGUUCCAGAAUUGGCUGCUACUUGAACCGAUGCCUGGGUUACAGAGGACGGUAAGAGAAGCCGGAGCGCAAGAUUUCCGCCAUUCCAAUGAGCGUUAUUUCAGUCCUAACCAAAAACCCUAUACCAAAGAAUCUACAUAUCAGUUGCCGUCACAAACGGCCGAAUAUUUAAGCAGGACGCUCAAUUAUCCAGUGAACACUUUCCUGCUGGACACAAGUGAAGUGGGAGAGGUAGAAGUGAAGUCUCAUCAGACAUUCGUGGAGCACUUCCCGCCCGGGGUGCACCUGGUCACCCUCAGAACUAUCACGGACGACAUUUUGGACCAGUUCCCGAGUUCUUCCUGCUUUAUGGUAUUGCACAGGCCCGGUUAUAGCUGCUCUGUAGGUUCUCAACAAGAAAAAAACACCAAAUUCACAUCUAAAACUUCAUUCACGGGCUUGCGUUUAGAAAAUAUUACUUCAGUAAGUUUGACUGGCUUAAAAACUUACAAAUUCCUGGCUGGAAUGAAAGAUGUUAAGAUAGAUCCUAUGGAAGUAUUAACUUACAAGAUCCGGUUUUGAAGACUGUUAGGUAAAUAAAAAAUAAUGUUAUUAAUAUUAUGUAUUGACGUGACGUGAGAUAGCUUUAACAAACAAGGUUACCUAGCAAGGUACCCUUGUUUCAAGUGUAGGAGAAUUUUGACUGGUCAAA
Messenger RNA from Cydia amplana, 3619 nucleotides. It is a transcript of the gene alpha-Man-IIb, whose product is annotated as alpha-mannosidase 2. Gene Ontology annotation, molecular function: carbohydrate binding; alpha-mannosidase activity. Gene Ontology annotation, cellular component: Golgi membrane. Lineage: Eukaryota; Metazoa; Arthropoda; Insecta; Lepidoptera; Tortricidae. The transcript has 8 exons. The coding region runs from base 67 to 3489 and encodes 1140 amino acids. The record is from RefSeq and is a predicted model, not a curated record. Gene Ontology annotation, biological process: protein deglycosylation; mannose metabolic process; N-glycan processing.